AGUCUGAAUAGUGGCAUUGUCACAAACGGCGCAGCGGCUGCUGCCGCCGUCUUUCUUCGUCCUUCCGCUUCUUCGCUCUUUCACGAUAGCCAGAGGCUGGCCCUCACCAUUUUUCUUAUCUCUGCCGCCCUUUGGGCUCUAAUUGCCUUCAUCGGCCUCGCCGUCAACAGCUCGUCUGGCUGCCAAGUCGCCAUUGUUUUCACCACAGCCUUUGAUCAAAUCGCCCGCAUCGCCUUUGCGCAGUUUCUUCUCUGGGCGAUGACAGGAGGCUCCAAACGAUCGUGGGCGACGUUCGUACCGCAGACUUUGCUCGUGUUGCGCUUCGUGCUGGGUGGCGUGUACGUUGGCUUCCAGAGGGCCCAGUUUGCACCCGUGUGCUUCUCUUCGACACGUGUGCUACCUUUGGGCGCUUCUAUCCUGGGCGUCGACGCGAUCAUUCUUUCGAUACUUCUUAUCACAUUCCGCACGGGAAGCUCCAAUGGGACCGGCCGUCUGCAGGUGAAUGCAGAUCGCGCCAAAGUGCUCCUGCUCGGCGUGGCGGGCGCUGCCUUUUGGACAGUUCUGAGCGCACCGAUGCUGUUGGGGAUCCGAUCUCUCGAUCUGUUCCUACGCACGGUGCUGCCUUGUAUCGGACUUGUCGUUCUAAUCUCUAUGACGAUAUUGGCCAAGUCCCAGCUUCUCGCCAACUCCAAUGAGGACAAGCUCUAUCCGAAUCUCGACGACACGCGCCAGUAUCGCAUGUCCGAUCUCGUCCGCGACAUGGCCAACCGGCCCAGCCUGCAGAUGUCUGUCGCUCGGCGAGACAGCAAAGUCUCCAAGAGCGAAGCAGCCUCCGUUAGGGUCACUGCCCUCAACAAGCCGCCCAACCGCAACAAGGCGUUGCCGGGCAUCAACGGCCCAGUCCCAGGGCAAGUCGAGACAGGAAUCGGGGGUCUGCCUGUCGCCGGGCAGCUGUUUCCCCCAACAAAGUCCGGUAACACUGUCGACUCGAGGUAUAUCCCACCUCAAGGUUCACCCAUGUCUCGAGAUGGUUUCAAAAAGACGAAAUACGCGAAGAAGUCGGGUCAUUUGAUAUCUGGUCCUGUUCUUCGGGAAGAUAGUCCGAAUCCCUUGGACAAGGUGGCCACAGUUGAUCUGAUGACCGCAGCGAGACAGGAUCAGGAGCGUCGGGCAGUGCAAACUCGACCACUCAAGUCACGGACAUCUGGUGCUUCAUCGUCAGCGGCGACUGCCGAGGAGUGGACUUCACGAACCCAACGCUCCGGCGUGCCAUCCGCCGCCCGAACACAUCUCGUCCCAGUAGUCGAAUCAGCCGUAACUUCGUCUGCGCAGCCAUCACCGGGCUUGGACGACCUUCGACGACGUUCUCCACGC
This is a messenger RNA of Emericellopsis atlantica, 1374 nucleotides long. RefSeq lists its product as uncharacterized. The annotation marks the transcript as partial. The record is from RefSeq and is a predicted model, not a curated record. NCBI's taxonomy places the organism in Eukaryota, Fungi, Ascomycota, Sordariomycetes, Hypocreales, Bionectriaceae. The transcript has 2 exons.